Messenger RNA from Spodoptera littoralis (African cotton leafworm), 444 nucleotides. The record is from the annotation of a GenBank genome assembly. Lineage: Eukaryota; Metazoa; Arthropoda; Insecta; Lepidoptera; Noctuidae.
AUGUAUAAGUUUGUUAUUUUGUGCUCUAUUUUUGUUGCUGCAUCCAACGCAGAUGUCGCACAAACACUAACUAAAAGAGAAACUAAAGCUUCUCUGAAACCACUAUCAGUAUGCUGCGAUAUUCCAGAAUUGGCUGAUGAAUUUCAAUUGGCAAAAUGUUCGCCUAGACCUCCUGGACCGUGUGAAGAUGUCCAAUGCAUCUUCGAAGUAUCAGGCUUCUUGACAGACCGGAAUACAUUAAACAAGGCCGCAUAUAGAAGCCAUUUGCAGAAAUGGGAGAAGAAUCAUCCAGGCUGGACUGAUUCCAUUUACAAAGCUAUCACCGAUUGUGUGGACAAUGACCCUAGACAGCAUCUCGAAGUUCCUUGUAAAGCCUAUGAUGUAUUUACUUGCACUGGUAUCGCUAUGUUGAAGAAAUGUCCGGACUCAGCAUGGAAGUGUUAA